UUUGUGCAUUCUGGCUGCGCGGCGGCGGCUCCGGGGGAGGGGGGGGGAAGAUGGCAGCGUCCUCGUUGGAGCAGAAGCUGUCCCGCUUGGAGGCCAAGCUGAAACAGGAAAACCGGGAAGCCCGCCGGCACAUCGACCUCAACCUGGAGAUCAGUCCGGCCCGGGCUCGGCCUAUUAUUGUGAUCACUCUAAGCCCUGCUCCCGCUCCAUCCCAACGUGCAGCAUUGCAGCUUCCCUUAGCCAACGAUGGUAGCAGCCGUUCCCCCUCUUUGGAAAACUCACCCCAACAUCACACACAUCCAUCACGCCCUCGAAAUAUCCUGGGCCUUUCUCCUCAGCCGCCAUUCCUCAUGCACAGGAGCAUGGAGAGCAUAGAGAUUGAUCAAAAACUGCAGGAGAUCAUGAAGCAAACCGGUUAUUUGACCAUUGGAGGUCAGAGAUAUCAAGCUGAAAUCCAUGACCUAGAAAACCUUGGUGAGAUUGGUAGUGGGACGUGUGGACAAGUGUGGAAAAUGCGCUUCAAGAAGACAGGACACAUUAUAGCUGUGAAGCAAAUGCGUCGUUCUGGUAACAAAGAAGAGAACAAACGUAUCCUAAUGGAUCUGGAUGUGGUGCUGAAGAGUCAUGACUGUCCCUAUAUUGUUCAGUGCUUUGGGACUUUCAUCACAAAUACGGAUGUUUUUAUAGCCAUGGAGCUAAUGGGCACAUGUGCAGAGAAGCUGAAGAAACGCAUUCAAGGACCCAUCCCUGAGAGGAUCUUGGGAAAGAUGACUGUGGCGAUUGUGAAAGCCCUCUAUUAUUUGAAAGAGAAGCAUGGUGUCAUUCAUAGAGAUGUGAAGCCUUCCAAUAUUUUGUUGGAUGACAGGGGGCAAAUCAAGUUGUGUGACUUUGGGAUCAGUGGGAGGCUGGUAGAUUCAAAAGCCAAAACCCGGAGUGCUGGUUGUGCAGCAUAUAUGGCGCCUGAAAGAAUAGCUCCUGAUCCCUCAAAACCCGAUUAUGAUAUCCGUGCAGAUGUGUGGAGCCUGGGCAUUUCCCUGGUUGAGUUAGCUACAGGGCAGUUUCCCUACAAGAACUGCAAAACAGAUUUUGAGGUCCUCACCAAGGUUUUGCAGGAAGAUCCUCCUCCUCCAAAUAACACGGGAUUUUCCGUGGAUUUCCAGUCCUUUGUAAAAGACUGCCUUACUAAAGAUCACAGAAAGAGACCAAAGUACAACAAGCUACUUGAACACAACUUCAUCAAGCGUUACGAGACACUGGAAGUGGAUGUGGCAUCCUGGUUCAAAGAUGUCAUGGCUAAGACAGAGUCACCCCGCACGAGCAGCAUCCUCAGCCAGCAUCACCUGCCCUUCUUCACCAGGUAGCCAUGUAGUGUGGCUGCUGUAUCAGAGAAGGGGUCCUUGGCUGCCAGAUCUUAAAAGAGGGAGCACCACAACAAGCACCAGCCUUCACUAGAACAACUCUCCAGUGGCAUGCAUUAUUUGCUUCACCUGCUCAGUCACCUGUGACCAUUUUGUCUUCUUCAGUAUUGCCAGGAAGAGAUGGGUCCUAGUCUGGUCUUCCUGGAAUGUGGUUAAGUUUCAGGGCCUUUGGCAUUCCAGGCACCGCACCAGACAGCCCAGAUGUACAACGCUUUGGAUGAGAAAGUACUUCUUCAGCCUGUGCUUGUAUGUUUCUGGGAUUUGAGCAUCCGCCAUUGGGGUUGCCACCAGUGACAGCGUUGCUCCCUGCUAGUCUCUCUCUACUCUGACCAGAGACUUGAGGAUAUGCAACAGUGACGCUUGCUCACGCACUGUGAACAGACACAAAACACAAAAAGGAAAAUAGAAAAGAUAUUUUUUUUACAAGUUAUUUAUUAAGUUUGAACUUCUGGUGCUGUGGGCUGCCUGCUGCCCCGGUUCACCAGUCUCUGCGUUAUUACAUGUCCUUUAUUUGUUUGAUUUUUUUUUCCUCUGUGUUUUUGGAUUUGUAUUUGCUAAAGAAAAAUGGGGGCGGGGAUAGAGUAAUUGGCUGCUGCUUUAAAUGCUGAGCUUAGCAGUUGCAGUCGUCUUGGUUUUGUUUGUUCUUAGGGCUUGCGGGUGGGGUUUCUUCCCUGGAAAGGAAAUGUGUGCUAGAUUCUUGCCCAAGAGUUACUCAGUUAAAGUAAAAAAAAUUCUCCCUCUUUGGUUCUUUUUGAUCUCAGGGUUCCUCUUUUGAGUGUGAACAAAGUUUUGUCAUUGGUGUUUUAUUACCAAAGUGCAUGUUUGGUGCUAGGAUAAAUGCUUCUUCAUUUUCUUCCAGUAUUUAAGAAAAGGAAAAGCAGAACUUAAAGAUAAUCCUGGCAUCAAUAAAGCCAUUAAAAAUAGAGUCAUCCCAAAUUAUCUCUAACAUAAGAGAUUCUUAAAAAAAAAAAAAAAAACCACAAAAUUUGACAGCCACUAAUUUAUGCCUCUGAUCUGUUGGGGACGGAUUGGUUUAGCCUCUCAAUUAGUAGCAACUGAGUUGAGGAGCAACUCAGUUUGCUCUGUGAGAUCACAGACUUUGAACAGCAGCAUCUGUAUGGAUGCUCAAUCUGCAAGCAUAGAUGUGGUCCUAAACAAGGAGGUGCAGUAAACGGAGGAAGUACCAUUCCCUUUUAUUUCAGAAUUGAGCUGCUUUUGUAACGCUUUCCACAGGAUAAAAGAAAGGAGAGACAGGAUUCCAGUGGUUUAAAAUCCAAAGGCACCUUUUAAACGGGCCAACACUAACAAGUGGAUGGAGGCAUGCCAGAGGAACCAAGGUGUCUCAGUCACUAAUGUUGUUCUGUAAUUAGCAGGCAGUCGGAGCCAUCGGAAACUUUGGAAAUGAAAAGUUGGCCCGAGUGUUUUGAAAGUGAGUCAGGAAGUUAUUUUCAGGCAGUUCCAAUUUGUAUCUUUUCCAAGGUUCUGGGGCUGAUAUGCAACUUGAACCUCUAAAUGUUGUCCAGAAGAUGACUUCUUCCUGCUUUCUCCUACUAGCAAAAGCUUGGAUAUUGUGGCAAAGGAGAGGCCAGAAAAGGCCCCACACAGUUUUAUCCUCAUCAGGAGGCUUUAGUUGUGUAGGGCUGGAAAGAAAGUGCAUUGCUAAUUAUGCUAUUUCAGAUAUAUCCAGCCUGGUAUCACCCUGAGAUAAUAUGUUCCACAUUCAUUACAUCCUGACCAUUUUGUGAAAGAAGCCAUUGCAUUGGAAGGACUGAAGGAGCCAGGGGCAGAACCAGUGGAGGAAGAAGAAGCUUUAGUAGAGCCAUAUGUUCAAAUUUGGCGUGUGGAGGUCUUGGUUGUUAGAGACAGGUUAAAAUGAAAUCAGAUGGGCCUUGCUGAGGUUUUCUCAGUGAAAAUGAACAUACAAAGCUUGCUGGAAAAUAUAUGCAUAAUAUGCAUGUUAUACAAAUGCAGUGCUUUUCAAAAUAAAUCCUGACCAUUUGCAAAGUGUCAAAGAAGUGGGAGGGAAAACAGAAUUGCAGGAUCGAAUUUGGAUCAGUCAUCGGGACCAGAGGUUUUGUCUUCAGAGCUUUUGGACUAGUGCUGGAGCCUCUAGGACACAUAUAUUUGUCUUCAUUCAGGAAAGAGAAUUGUUUGUACAAGAUGUAGAUCCUCUGUUCAGAUGACUGGCUUAUGGUUACUGCAUUGUAUAGCACACUAAUAUUCCACCAGCUUUAAUUAUGACUAUUAAGGUAUUUUUCAGAAAUUGAAAAAAGUCAAUUUGACUUACACACCUUACAAGGCAUAGGAUUUAUGCAAGGAAGAAUACUGUUUUGGAUGUGUUAUAUGGAAACAUAUGAGAGAAGAUAGGAAGAAGGAAGGAAGGGAGAGGUGAAGAGCUAGCAAGAAUAAGGCAGUGAGCUGAAAGAGAAUUUAUGGCUUAAGAACAAGUUGGCAAUAAGGAAUGUUUAUUAGAAGGUUUUAUAGAAAUGCAGUAGGUGAAACCAGAAGAAGGGUGUGUGAAAAGAAAUGAGGAAUAGUUCAUUAGGGAUACUUAAAGAUGCUUAGCUUUCAAGAUGAAUUCCUUUAACAAGUUUAUUUAGAUUCAUUUCAGUGGUGAAUUUUUUAUUUUACUCACUAAGGUAACUUCUGAAAAUCUCUUUCAAUUCAAAAACAUUCUAUGAAAGAUACCUUGAACCAAUUUGGAAAUGUAUCCUAUGUCCAAAUUGGGUCAUAAUAAUUUUGGCAAAAUAUAUCCUGUUAAAUCAGUCAGGAGAUCCAGAAACAAAUAUUGGCUCCUGAUUAGAAAAACAUCAUUCUUUUUUUUAAAAAUCCCUCUAGAUCAAACCUAAUAGGGAUAGAAAGCUAAGAUAAAUUAAAUUGGCCUACCAGUGAAAUAAGUGAGGACAUUUAGACCCAGUAUUUAUUCUUGAUUUAUAAAAUUGUCUUUGGUUUUCAAGAUUUGUUGGUCACAGUUAAUUUUGGUUUUCCAUGUUUCAGUAAUAUGCAUAGUAUGUUCUAUAUGACUAUCAACCAAAUAUUAACAUCCAUUUUCUUUGAGGCCCAGUUAAUGUGGGAAACAUAAAUAAGCUUCACUUGGGAAUCAUUUAGGUCUUCAGAUUCAAAUUUAUUAAUUCUAUGAAGAUACAAAUAUAAACACGAACAUUUGUCAGGAUAUUAGAAAAAUGUCAUUUUACUGUAUUUUAAUUGUGAAUUGCCAAGAAUUAAAAGAUAGGGUGGCAUAUAAACUUAAUAAAGAAGGUUGGAGAAGAAUAAAGUGUGUUUUCUAAAACCACUUUGGAAAGUAAUGAUAAAAGUUUGUAAUUUUUAUGGCAAAAUUUGAGAAUCAAGCAAAGCCUGAAAUGCUUAAAAGCAAGAAUAAAACAGGUGCAGAACACAAACAGCCCUUAGACAUCUGUUUCCACCAGGUCUAUUGGCUAAAAGGUAUAGUGUAAAAAUCAUGAUAAUUGAUUAAUGAAACUGCAUCAGGACAGUUGCAGUAGAAUUCUCAUGUCAUGUGUUUAGAUCAAACUUAGUUUUUAUCUUAGUGACAAGCACUGAUUUUUCUGCUACUGUUGUGCAGCAUUUUUGCUCAUUUACUAGAGGAAUUGAUCUUGAAAAAUAAAUGGCAGAUUGGAAAGCUACUAAAGCUUGGGCAUAUGAUACACUGGAUUAAGAAUGUUGGAGAAGGUUCAGAGCAUAGAGAUAUAUAGGAGUGAAAAGUGGGUUUCCAAUUCUAGGUUGAAGAACAGCAUUGCAAGUGGACAGUGGCACUGGCUACAUAGAAAAAAGAAGAAUGUACAGAACUGUGUGCUGGAAUAAAGGAAUAUAGAAAGUUAAGCAGAAAGGCUCUGGAUGGUUAACAGAAGUAUUGUCAUAUAAGCAGUUGAAUAGCCUUGUCCUAACAGCUUCAUGUAACCUCAUUCUGGCUUUGUUGCUUGUUUUCCAUCUUGCUAGAUUAUUUAUACUUAAGCAAAGUAAUCAUAGUAGUUGGUAGAGCACAAGUGAUAUAUAAUAUGACAGCUGGCAUUUUCACCCCUCCGGGGGAUCUUCACCCUGAAGCUAACAGUGAAUCUGCAUUCUGACCACAGAGAAUCUUUCAAAGUUUUUAAAACUCCAGAUCUUUUUAACUGUUUUAAAAGCAGUUCCCAGCAUGAAUUGGUUAAAGCUGAACCAGUCUCCUGGAAAUCUUACUCAAAGAAUGAAUUACGGGGCAAUGAUGUUGUUAAAUAACUGGAUCAUCUUCUUGAUCAAAAGUAGGUCUAAUCAUGAAUCGGAGUUUGUGCUCUUGAACUAGGUUUUGUAAAAAAAAAACUUUUAUGUUUCUUUCAAAUUCUUUUAAGAAUUUUAUAGUAUUUAUUUGCUGCUUCUUGGGACAAAUGGGGGCCUAUUGAUUCCUAUGAAUAAGUGCCUUCUAUUUCCUCCCUGCCAAAAAUACUGUCAUUUGCAUUUUUUAAAGUAACAGUAUUUAAGUUACUGAUGAUUGUUUCUUACAUCACUUUUUGUGAUUGCUAAUAGAAUAGAAUUGCUAAGAAAAAAGAUCCAUAUUUUUUUUUUGCAAAAUGCUUAAAACAAUCAGUAGUUUUAAGAGCAUUGACUAUGUUCAGCUUACCUUUUCUACUGGGAGUUUGUAGUCUCUAUCCUUCGGCUUUAAAAUCCACAUGAACGCUCUGAAGCUUUCCAGAUGUUUGGGGGCUACAUCUGUUUUCAUCUCUUUGACCAGAGGGGUCUGUAGAAUUUGUAGUUGAGAGGGUCGCAGAUUCCAACUCCUACUGAGUGCCACAAGUCUUCCAAGGCCUAGAACAACUGCUUCUAGAAAGUCAUAAUUAGCCAAAAUGAUUAAAAAUGUAUCUAGUGAGAUUCUUUUAUUAUGUGAACGGAAGCAGAGAAAGAAAAGGGUACAGUCAAUCUCAUGAUUUUGUCAUCCUUCCUUUUCCACAGCAAAAAAAUGGUCAUUGCAGAGGCUUUAUUAGACUCCCUUCCCAAGAUGGGACUGAAGUAUUUGUAAGUGCAUAAUAGAUGAAAGAUGGUGUUGCUGUUUUGUACAAUUCUAGAACAGAAUAGUUCUUCUGUUAUGAAAGGCAACAUCAAUUAGGAUUAAAGUUUUUACACAAGAAAAGUUUUCUUAAAUUAAAACUAUAUCCUUUUUCAGAUAUAAGGAAGAAGUAUAGAGAAUUGUGGGGAAAUGAAUUGAUUCAGUUCUUAAAGGCAUAUUAUCAAGAAUUCAAGGUAGUUUUACUGUAAUAAGUUUUAAGGAGUUUAUUAGAAAUCUUUGUACAAGAAAGGUGCUGUUUUUUAUUCCUCAUAAGAAAUUAGGAUGGGUUUAUUGGUCUGUUCCCUUUUGGAUUUGAAAUUUCAAGCUAUCAUGGAUUAUCCUAAAAAUGUUGGCCUCUAAUAAAGCAUAUUUCUUCCUCCUUUUGGUUUCAAGAGAAAGCAAGAAUAGUCUCUUACAAGGAGUUUGUCUAGCUUUCAAGCAGGGAAGGAUCCUUUCUUCCAUCUCAAAGCAGUUAAAUAUAGAUUCUUUGGUGGGAAGGACUUGGGGCAGUAGUAGGUUUAGGAAGUGUUAAAGGCUUUUUUCAAUUGUUCAAAAUAUGGGAUGAUUUUAAACACGAAGAAGAAAAGAGAAAAUGCAGUUUUAUUGCAUUUUUAGAAUUAUUUUUUUAAUGUAUUGAUUUAGAACAAAUCUUUGUUAAUGUUAUUUUUAAAUCUGGGUGGCUCAAUGUUUACAAUCGCCUGCCUGACAUCUGCUCUUAAAGUGUGUGGGGACAUUGGGGUUGGGAGGGGCACCUGUGUGCAGCGUGUGAUGCAUGCAAUUCAAAUGGGGAUUUUAAAACAAAACUGUAAAAAAAAUCAUGCCAAAGUUAAGGCAGAGAUUAGCUGGAUAGAUGGUUAUAUUCUAGGCAUUAGCAGUUCACUAUAUUCUCUAUAUAUCAUAUAUUAUAAAUUUGCAUGUUAAAGUAAAUAGAAGUAAUCUAUCCUAUACAGCAAGCAAUUUUUAACUUGGAUUCCUUGUAAAUUUGGUCACCUGUCUUGAUUCAGGAUUGUCUGAACACCUUCUGUUGAUUUUGUUCGUUUUGUUUUUGGUAGCACUAAGUCUUCAUUUUACCACCGUUUCAUUAAAAGGGCAUGAUUUAUCCAAAGUUUCAUAGAACGUGUUGAGAGCAGAGCAACUUGAGUGUGCAGCCGCACAAAAAAUUAUGGUCAAUGGACAUUUCCCCAGAGAGUAUGUGUUUCUUCUUUGCUAGCCUUUUCUGCUGGAACCUACAUGACAAAAGUAUUGGAGGACACUUCGCCACUGAAGGCACCUGCUCAAUGUUAUACUCUUAGGAAGGUCAAAAGAUUUCAGUUUGGCUUGUUUGUUCAACCGUUUGCUAUGUUGUUACUUCCAAUAAUUAAGGCUACAUUUGUACACAUUUAUUUAUUGCCCACAGGGAACUGUGGUUGUUUUAAUUAUUUUUAAAACUUCCCUUUCUUUCACUUCGUACAGAAAAUGUAUUUUUUAUUGAUAGCAUUCACUAAAUAAUUAACUGUCAAAGUGGAAAUAUGGACAUAUACUGCAGUUUUAGAAUUUGCUCUGAUAAAUCCCAGCACUGAUCCUUUUUCAACAGACUGUAGUAUUUGAACUGUACUCGGACAUGACAGGUUCUGGAAUCAUGUAACUUGAAACCCCUAGGGUUCACGGUCCCAUCUUCUCUCUGCUUGAAGGGAUCCAAAAGAAAGCA
This is a messenger RNA of Thamnophis elegans (Western terrestrial garter snake), 8137 nucleotides long. RefSeq names its product mitogen-activated protein kinase kinase 7 (gene MAP2K7). Gene Ontology annotation, molecular function: protein kinase activity; ATP binding. The record is from RefSeq and is a predicted model, not a curated record. Gene Ontology annotation, biological process: protein phosphorylation. NCBI's taxonomy places the organism in Eukaryota, Metazoa, Chordata, Lepidosauria, Squamata, Natricidae.